This is a messenger RNA of Solanum stenotomum, 456 nucleotides long. Its product is annotated as peroxidase 57-like. The record is from RefSeq and is a predicted model, not a curated record. Gene Ontology annotation, molecular function: peroxidase activity; heme binding. Bases 1 to 456 code for a protein of 151 amino acids. Gene Ontology annotation, cellular component: plant-type cell wall; plasmodesma. Gene Ontology annotation, biological process: response to oxidative stress. Lineage: Eukaryota; Viridiplantae; Streptophyta; Magnoliopsida; Solanales; Solanaceae. The transcript has 4 exons.
AUGUGGAAAAUCACAUAUCGCAAGAGAGCUUCAAUGGGGUCUAGUCAACUUUCAAAUAAGAAACAGAUUCGAAGUCUGAUGGUAGAGAUUUUCUUGAUCUUCCUCUUGGUGGGUUGUGAUGCAUCAAUUCUAUUGGAUGGACUCACCAGUGAGAAAAAAGCAGUCCCAAAUUCAAGUGUUAGGGGAUAUGAACUCAUUGAUGCUAUUAAAGAAGCUUUAGAAGCAGAAUGUCAAGGCCUAGUUUCUUGUGCUGACAUUAUUUCUAUGGCAACUAGAGAUGCUGUUGUCUUGGCUGGAGGAAAAUGGUAUGAUGUAGAAACAGGACGAAGGGAUGGAGAUGUUUCCUUAACUUCAAAUGUUAAUCUUCCUGCUGCUACAAUUUCAGUUUCUGAUUCCAUAAAACUCUUUGCAAGCAAAAAUCUUACUCAAUAUGACAUGGUUUAUCUUCUAGGGUGA